Molecule: messenger RNA, 1197 nt
Organism: Castor canadensis (American beaver)
Lineage: Eukaryota; Metazoa; Chordata; Mammalia; Rodentia; Castoridae
Gene: Pskh2
Product: protein serine kinase H2
Biological process (GO): protein phosphorylation
Molecular function (GO): protein kinase activity; ATP binding
Source: RefSeq, a predicted model, not a curated record
GGGGAUGGGUUGUGGCGCCAGCAGGAAGGUGGUCUCGGAGCCGCCCGGGCUGGCCCGGGUCAAGCUGGGCGGUCAAAGCCAAGGUAGCGUGGGAGGCGCACCGCCUGGCCCCGAGGCGGUGGCCCUGGCGGCUCAGAGGAUGCAGGUGGCUCACUUCAGGGCCAAGUUCGACUCCCGAGUCCUCGCCAGAUACGACAUUAAAGCUCUCAUUGGGACAGGGAGUUUCAGCAAGGUUGUCAGGGUGGAGCAGAAGACCACCAAGAAACCUUUUGCCAUAAAAGUGAUGGAAACCCAGGGGAGGGAAGGCCAGGAAGCAUGCGCGGCUGAGCUCAGCGUCUUGAGGCGAGUGAGCCAUCGCUACAUUGUCCGGCUCAUGGAGAUCUUUGAGACUCAGGAUCGAGUCUAUAUGGUGAUGGAGCUGGCAACAGGAGGGGAACUCUUGGACCGACUCAUUGUUCAGGGAUCCUUUACGGAGCGGGAUGCGGUCAGAAUCCUCCAGAUGGUUGUUGACGGUAUUAGGUAUUUGCACGCUUUGAGAAUAACUCACAGGGACUUAAAGCCUGAAAAUCUCUUAUACUAUCACCCUGGUGCUGAGUCGAAAAUUUUAAUCACAGAUUUUGGUUUGGCACACUCUGGGAACAAAAGUGGUGACUGGUCGAUGAGGACCCUCUGUGGGACUCCAGAGUACAUAGCCCCUGAGGUUCUGUUAAGAAAAGCCUAUACCAGUACUGUUGACAUGUGGGCUGUAGGUGUGAUCACAUACGUUUUACUUAGCGGAUCCCUGCCUUUUGAUGAUGAAAGCCACACAAGGCUUUGCAGGAAGAUUCUGAAAGGCAAAUAUAAUUACACAGGAGAGCCUUGGCCAAGUAUUUCCCACUUAGCGAAGGACUUCAUAGACAAACUACUGAUUUUGGAGGCUAGUCAUCGGAUGUCAGCUGGCCAGGCCCUGGACCAUCCCUGGGUCAUCAGCAUGGCCGCAGGGGCUUCCAUGAAGAACCUCCAGAGAGCCAUUUCCCGGAACCUCAGGUGGAGAGCAUCACCCUCCUCUCAGAGUCCCAGGUCUGCAGAGUCUUCCAAAUCAUGUUAUUCUUACAAAGUGAAGCACAUGUGGAGCCAGAGAGAGCUAGGAAUAGCAGGAUCUCCACUCUCUGCACUUUUGUGAGCAGGUGACCUCCAAAAUGUUUUUGUUCAAUUUGA